UGGACAGUCUUCAAAGCGGAAAACGUUUCUCUUUGGCCCAAGCAACAUGGUUUCACCCUGUAGACAAACGUGAAUAUAAACAAGAGACUGACCUCUGAAACAACAAAGACUGUCACGCCAGCUGAAAUACAGCUGUAACAGUUAUCAAAGCCCGAUGGCUUUCAGAGCCUGUGCUUGGGUUUUCAGAGGCUCCGCCGUCCUCUCCAGUCGGGUCGUCGGGUCUGCUCGCCAGGAAAGUGCGUCAUGGCCUCUUACAGCAGGAAAAGACGCCUGCAGCCGAGGAGGGAGGAACGCGCUUGUCUUCACUCCUGCUUGUUUUAUUACAACAGAAACAUUUCUCAACAGACUGGCAAAAGGCAAAGCAGCAGAGGCAGAUGCCACCGUUGAUCGCCUUCCGGCCUCAGUUCCACCAGACAGUGCUGAACAAUUAUCUUUGUUAAUGAGACAUCCAGAUCAGCCUGCCAACUCAAAGGUUUUGAAAGUUGCCAUAAUAGGUGCUCCAAAUGCUGGGAAGUCCACAUUGUCCAAUCAGCUCCUCGGCAGAAAGGUGUUUGCUGUGUCCAAGAAAGUACACACUACACGAUGUCGUUCUUUGGGCGUCCUGACAGAGGAUGAUACACAGAUUAUUUUACUGGACACUCCUGGUCUCACCACUCUAUCAAAGGUCAAAAGACACCAGCUAGAGAAGUCUUUGCUUGUGGAUCCCUGGAACACAGUCAAAGAAGCUGAUCUAAUCGUCGUCAUGGUGGAUGUAGGAGACAAAUGGACGUGCCACAGGCUUGACUUCGAGGUGCUCAAAUGCCUGGCUCAGCACCCUGACAUCCCUGCAAUCCUGGUCCUCAACAAGGUAGACCAGGUUAAGGUUAAGGACAGGCUGCUGGAUAUCACAGCAGAGCUGACAUGCGGAGUGGUGAACGGACGAAAAUUGCGGGUCAGGCCGGUGAUCAAGCCUCCGUGGGCUGAAAAGAGGCCAGAGAGGCACUCGGAGUUAUCCGAUGAUGAGGACAUUGCAGGACCGGAGGGCAGUGCUGAGUCAAACUCCACUCUGAACAAAGAGCAGUUGAAGGAGCUGAGGAGCCAGCAGGGGUGGCCUCUCUUCAAGGAUGUCUUCAUGCUGUCCUCUGUGGACAAAGAAGAUGUGGACACGCUGAAGACCUACUUUAUGACUGCAGCAAAGCCAGGAUCGUGGCAGUACCACAGUGAGGUCCUGACUGACCAGAGUCCAGAGGAAGUCUGCACCAACAUCAUCAGAGAGAAGCUUCUGGAGUAUCUGCACCAAGAAGUGCCCUAUUCAAUGACACAGUCCGUUGAAUUCUGGCAGGAUGGAGAAAAUUGUGAGCUCAAUAUUUCUGUGAAACUUCAUGUGAGGAAAGACACUCACAUGAAGAUGGUGAUCGGCCCAGGCGGCCAGUUGAUAGCCCAGAUCGCCCGAGAGGCGAGUGAGGACCUGAGCCGGGUCUUCCUGAGGGAUGUAAAGCUGAAGCUCUCAGCCAAGCUGAAGCCAACAGUGAAAUCCUGAAGAGAAGAAGAGGUGGAAACAGACCCUGCUGGAUUUGACAUGACUCUUAUUGUAUUUUCUCUGCAAAUGACAGACCUGAAGAGUCCAAGACAAGACAAGAUCUUAUCAUGAGUCAGACACGGAGCUGCGUGGUAGCAUAGACCCAGUCCUGGAGCUCCCACUGACAUGGUAAAAAUCUGAAGUGACGAAACUGUACUCGGCAUUUUGACGUGUGCAUCCUUUGUCUUCAUGCAGUUUCAUUAGUCAUUAGUAAAGAUUUUUAUGUACAAAUGUUACUUAUAAGAUGCUGCUGUUGUAGUGAUGGAAAACUGAGCAGUGCUGAUGUAACUAAAACAGUGAACAGAGAAAAUAUGUCAAUUAAAAACAACUCACGCAAGCUGAA
This is a messenger RNA of Scatophagus argus, 1901 nucleotides long. RefSeq names its product Era-like 12S mitochondrial rRNA chaperone 1 (gene eral1). The transcript has 11 exons. Gene Ontology annotation, biological process: ribosomal small subunit assembly. NCBI's taxonomy places the organism in Eukaryota, Metazoa, Chordata, Actinopteri, Scatophagidae. Gene Ontology annotation, cellular component: mitochondrial matrix. The coding region runs from base 155 to 1519 and encodes 454 amino acids. The record is from RefSeq and is a predicted model, not a curated record. Gene Ontology annotation, molecular function: ribosomal small subunit binding; rRNA binding; GTP binding.